AAAGAGAAAAAUACAAAGAGAAGAGAAAAUGAGGAUAGAAAUAGCAGAAGCUUGGGAUAGUCUUUUACUUGCUCAAGUAAUAAGGGGCUCCGUGUUAAUAACCCAAUCAAUUCUUAGAAAAUAUAUUAUAUUACCUUCACUGAUAAUAGUUAAAAACAUUGCCCGUAUGUUAUUAUUUCAAUUUCCUGAGUGGUCUGAGGAUUUAACGGAUUGGAAUCGAGAAAUGCAUGUUAAAUGCACUUAUAAUGGUGUUCAAUUAUCCGAAACAGAAUUUCCAAAAAACUGGUUAACAGACGGUAUUCAGAUAAAGAUCCUAUUUCCUUUUUGCCUGAAACCUUGGCACAGAUUUAAACUACAACCCUCUCAUAAAGAUCCAAUGAAAAAAAAGAAAGGUCAAAAGAAUGAUUUUUGCUUUUUAACAGUUUGGGGAAUGGAAACUGAACUCCCUUUCGGCUCUCCUCGAAAACGGCGUUCGUUUUUUGAGCCUAUUUUUAAAGAACUAAAAAAAAAAAGAAAAAAAUGGAAAACGAAAUGUUUUAUAGCUUUAACAAUUUUAAAAGAAAAAACGAAAUUGUUUCGAAAAGCUUCAAAAGAAACAAAAAAAUGGAUCACUCAAAGCAUUCUAUUUCUAAAGGGACUAAUAAAAGAACUUUCAAAAAUAAAUCCAAUUCCAUUUUUUGGGUUGAGAGAACCAUAUGAAUUGGGCGAAACUAAAAAGGAUUCGAUAAUCAGUAAUAAGAUGAUUCACAAAUCAUCCCUUCAAAUUCAAUCUAUGGCGUGGACAAAUUAUUCAUUAACAGAAAAAAAAAUAAAAGAUCUGACUAAGAGAACAAACACAAUCAAAAAUCAAAUACAAAAAAUUCUAAUUAUAAAAGAGAAGAAAAACGAAUUUCUAACUCAAGAAAUAAAUAGUAGUUCUAACAAAAUAAGUUAUCAGGAUAAAAUAGUAGAAUCAGCAAAAAAAUUUUGGCAAAUAGUAAAAAGAAGAAAUAUUCGAUUAAUCCGGAAAUUCUAUUUUUUAUAAAAUUUUUCAUUGAAA
Messenger RNA from Gossypium raimondii (Peruvian cotton), 1039 nucleotides. Its product is annotated as protein TIC 214-like. Lineage: Eukaryota; Viridiplantae; Streptophyta; Magnoliopsida; Malvales; Malvaceae. Gene Ontology annotation, cellular component: membrane. The record is from RefSeq and is a predicted model, not a curated record. The coding region runs from base 29 to 1024 and encodes 331 amino acids. The transcript has a single exon.